Messenger RNA from Morchella importuna, 585 nucleotides. RefSeq lists its product as uncharacterized. Bases 1 to 585 code for a protein of 194 amino acids. The transcript has a single exon. The record is from RefSeq and is a predicted model, not a curated record. NCBI's taxonomy places the organism in Eukaryota, Fungi, Ascomycota, Pezizomycetes, Pezizales, Morchellaceae.
AUGAGUAGCAGUAGCAGCACCCCCAACCACCCCCGCGAACACCCCACAACCCUCCGCAAGCUCCUCGCCUCUCCCACCCUCACCCGCCCCAAAGACUGGUGGCGCUCCCAAUGUGUCCUCUACGAGCUGUCCGCGCCCGCCAAGGGCACCAUCAAGACAUACCGCGACGCCCUCGAAGCAGCCAUGAAGCGGCCUGGCGGCCUCGACGGCGUGGUCCGCCCCGUGUUCAAGGAGCGCAAGGACCCGCUAAAGAGCGUGGUCGGCGCGAAGGUGUCCAAGACAAAGCCGAAGCCGAGAUCAGGCGCCACGGGGAAGAAGGGCGCGGAGCCAAAGACGCCGCAGAGGGCGCCGGGGACGCCGAAGCCGAGGACGGUGCUGAAAACAACGAGGGUGACGAGGAGUAUGAGGUUGGAGGUGACGGAGGAGGUAACGGUGGUGGAGAGUGCGAUGGACUUUGAGAUGGAGUAUGAGACGGAGUAUCGCGAGCAGUUCCGCAAGUUGAACACUGAGGGGAGGGUGGAUGAGCACGUGAGGCGCCGGAGGGAGACGCUGUUCUACGGCGUGGAUGAAUCAGUCGAGUUUUGA